AUGUCAGAAGAAAUACAAUAGUCGAAUUCAGGAUAAUAGUUGAUAACCCAUUAUUUUAACCAAAAUCCUGAAAAUUCACAGGAUAGACAAAGAAUAAGCAGGAAGAGAAAGAUGGAUUCAGAGUUACCGAAGAAAAAGAUGUCUCUCAAAUUAAAAAGUGAUGAUGAAUCAUCCAAUGAUAACAUUUAAUUACAAUUAACUAAUCCACCAAAUUGUUAAACGAUCUACAAAUACUUGAAAUCAAACAAAGAUGUCAGCAAUGAAGCGGGCAAUUAGAGUAAAGCAUUGUAGUUAAAAAACACAGAAGAAGGUAAGCAAAAAGCUUAAGGGAAUGAUAAAAGUUCAUUUGUUAAGCCAAAGGACAGUAAAGUUAUUUUGUAAUCAGUUUAAAAACAGAAUGAUGAUGAAGCCAACAAAUUGUAAUAAAAAUUGAUGGAGAAAGAAUAAGUGGAAAAGCAAUUAAGAUAGGAGAAACAGCAACUAGAAAACGAGCGUUAAGAGUUAAUUCAAUAGCACAAUGCUUUUAAGAAGAGAACAUAAGUAGUGUUUGCAGAGGCCUUAAAAUAAGUAGAGGAAUUAAAGCGGGAAAAAAUGAGGGAAUAUCUCGAGAGGGAACGUUAUAGAUUGGGUGAGUUUGUUAGUUCUAGAAAUAAUGUGAGGUUUGUAGAGGAAUGGUAAGAUGGUUAUGAAAUUAAAUAAGUUAAAUAAAAUUUAUAAAAAUUAGAAAAUGAAAGAAAUGAAUUAGAAAAAUAAAAAAAUGAAAUUAAAGACAAAUCCUUAUCAAAGAUACAAAAAGAUAAAUAAACUAAACUACUCUUUGAUUUAGACCUAUAGAAUGGAGAUUUAGAUAACAAUCAAAGGAAACUCAGAAUCUAGUUCCAAUUGAGCAUUCUCAAGAAAGAAGAAGAAGAACUGAGAUUGAAACUAUAAAAACUAGAAGAAGAGAAGCAAUAAUUGGCAUACAAAACAAGGAGAUUCAUGGAAGAACAGGGGGCAGAACCAAAAUGGCCAUUGAUUGCUUAGAGAUACUAAACUUUAGGGUUGUUGGGCAAAGGAGGAUUCUCUGAAGUUUACAAAUCAUUUGAUUUACAAGAAUUUAGAGUUUGUGCUUGUAAAAUUCAUUAUUUAAAUCCAUAAUGGAAUGAAAAUGCAAAAAAUAAUUACAUCAAACAUGCACUCAGGGAGAAUGAUAUUCACAAGAGAUUGAAACAUAUUAAUAUAGUAUCCUUAUAUGACACUUAAGAGAUCGAUUAAGAUUCCUUUUGUACAGUAUUGGAAUUUUGUGAUGGAACAGAUUUAAAUUAGCAUUUGAAGAAGUAUAAAAUCUUAGCAGAAAAGGAAGCAAAGCUCAUUAUUCGUCAAGUGUUGGCAGCAUUACAUUACAUGAGUUGCAGUCCUACUAAAAUCAUCCAUUAUGAUUUGAAACCGCAAAAUAUUUUAUUUCAUAAGGGUGAAGUCAAGAUUACUGAUUUUGGGUUGUGUAAGGUUUUAGACUACGAUACCACUAGACAGGAAUUAACUUCCCAAGGAUUAGGAACGUAUUGGUACUUGCCUCCAGAAUGCUUUUUGGAACAGCAAAACAUUUAAAUUAGUACUAAAGUUGAUGUAUGGUCGGUUGGAGUUAUUUUAUUUGAAAUGGUUUAUGGCAAAAAACCGUUUGGAGAUGGUAUGUCCUAGGAAAGAAUAGCUUAGGAAAGAGUGAUUUUAAACUCUUAUUAGGUUAAAUUUCCUUAGAAACCAAAUAUUUCACAAGAAUGCAAAGAUUUCAUUACGAAAUGUUUGACUUAUAACAUGGAAGCAAGAUGGAAUAUUUCAGAAGCAUACUACUGCAAUUAUAUUUAGAAUUUAAAAACAACAAAUUGA
Paramecium tetraurelia is the source of this 1863-nucleotide messenger RNA. RefSeq lists its product as uncharacterized. Gene Ontology annotation, molecular function: protein serine/threonine kinase activity; ATP binding. Gene Ontology annotation, cellular component: nucleus. The transcript has 4 exons. NCBI's taxonomy places the organism in Eukaryota, Ciliophora, Oligohymenophorea, Peniculida, Parameciidae. The record is from RefSeq and is a predicted model, not a curated record. Gene Ontology annotation, biological process: peptidyl-serine phosphorylation; intracellular signal transduction; chromosome segregation.